Messenger RNA from Osmerus eperlanus (European smelt), 6874 nucleotides. RefSeq names its product adaptor related protein complex 3 subunit delta 1 (gene ap3d1). The record is from RefSeq and is a predicted model, not a curated record. NCBI's taxonomy places the organism in Eukaryota, Metazoa, Chordata, Actinopteri, Osmeriformes, Osmeridae. Gene Ontology annotation, biological process: neurotransmitter receptor transport, postsynaptic endosome to lysosome; protein targeting to vacuole; anterograde synaptic vesicle transport. The coding region runs from base 234 to 3965 and encodes 1243 amino acids. The transcript has 32 exons. Gene Ontology annotation, cellular component: AP-3 adaptor complex; terminal bouton; endosome membrane.
UCAACCAUUUCCUAGACCGAUCCACUGCACUGGCAGUGUCCAUGGUCUUUGCUCAGCUCAGGACGCCCUAUCUGGCCUCGCCUUCUUCUGGCUGGGAUUAGUAAACAGUUGCGGAUCCCGCAAAGACAAUACCCAGGUGAAUGACAGACUGUCUUGCGGGCCGGUCAGCACCACAAUACUUUUGCUAGGCGCUCGGUCCCGCAGGACAGCAGCGACAAUAGUGACAGCCUGCCAUGGCUUUGAAGAUCGUCAAAGGGAGCAUCGAUCGGAUGUUCGAUAAAAACCUUCAAGAUUUAGUACGUGGCAUUAGGAAUCACAAGGAAGAUGAGGCCAAAUACAUCUCCACCUGCAUCGACGAGAUCAAACAGGAGCUCAAGCAGGAUAACAUUGCCGUCAAGGCCAACGCCGUCUGCAAGCUCACCUACUUGCAGAUGCUUGGCUAUGACGUCAGCUGGGCCGCGUUCAACAUCGUUGAAGUCAUGAGCUCGUCCAAGUUCACCUACAAGAGGAUUGGCUACCUCGCUGCCUCCCAGUGCUUUCAUGAGAGCACUGAUGUCAUCAUGCUGACAACCAAUCAGAUUCGAAAGGAUCUGAGCAGUCCUAACCAGUACGACACGGGCGUGGCUCUCACUGGCCUGUCCUGUUUCGUGACCCCCGACCUCGCCCGGGACCUGGCCAACGACAUCAUGACCCUGAUGUCCCACACCAAGCCCUACAUCAGGAAGAAGGCUGUUCUGAUCAUGUACAAGGUGUUCCUGAAGUACCCCGAGUCCCUGCGGCCGGCCUUCCCCAGGCUCAAGGAGAAGCUGGAGGAUCCAGACCCAGGUGUGCAGUCGGCCGCGGUGAACGUCAUCUGUGAGCUGGCCAGGAGGAACCCCAAGAACUACCUGUCCCUGGCCCCGCUGUUCUUCAAGCUCAUGACCUCCUCCACCAACAACUGGGUGCUCAUCAAGAUCAUCAAACUGUUUGGUGCCCUCACGCCCCUGGAGCCCCGUCUGGGGAAGAAGCUGAUCGAGCCGCUGACCAACCUCAUCCACAGCACGUCGGCCAUGUCUCUGCUGUAUGAAUGUGUCAACACUGUGAUAGCAGUGUUGAUAUCUUUGUCUUCUGGGAUGCCCAAUCACAGUGCUAGUAUUCAGCUCUGUGUACAGAAACUGCGUAUCCUGAUCGAAGACUCGGACCAGAACUUGAAGUACCUGGGCCUGCUCGCCAUGUCCAAGAUCCUCAAGACCCACCCCAAGUCCGUGCAGUCCCACAAGGACCUCAUCCUCCAGUGUCUGGACGACAAGGACGAGUCCAUACGCCUGCGGGCCCUGGACCUGCUCUACGGCAUGGUCUCCAAGAAGAACCUGAUGGAGAUCGUGAAGAAGUUGAUGCUGCACGUGGACAAGGCGGAGGGCACCACUUACAGGGACGAGCUGCUCACCAAGAUCAUCGACAUCUGCUGCCAGAGCAACUACCAGUACAUCACCAACUUCGAAUGGUACAUCAGCAUCCUGGUGGAGCUGACCCGUCUGGAGGGCACCAGACACGGCCACCUGAUCGCCUCCCAGAUGCUGGACGUGGCCAUCCGCGUCAAGGCCAUCCGGGUGUUCGCCGUGGCCCAGAUGGCCAUGUUGCUGGACAACGCCCACCUGCUGACCGGCAACACGCAGCGCAACGGCAUCUGCGAGGUGCUGUACGCCGCCGCGUGGAUCUGCGGGGAGUUCUCCGAGCACCUGGAGAACCCCCUGCAGACGCUGGAGGCCAUGAUGCGGCCCAAGGUGGCCACCCUCCCGGGCCACAUCCAGGCCGUGUACGUCCAGAACGCCGCCAAGCUGUUUGCCACCGUGCUGCGGGGCCAGGAGGGCGCUCCGGACAGCACCGCCGCCCAGGAGACCAGUCAGCUGCUGGUGGAAAGGCUGCCUCUGUUUGUCCAGAGCGCCAACCUGGAGGUCCAGGAGAGGGCCUCGUGUAUCCUGCAGCUGGUGAAGUACAUCCAGAAGCUCCAGCAGAAGGACGUGGAGGUCUCUGAGGAGGUCACCGCUCUGUUUGCUGGGGAGCUCAACCCCGUGGCCCCCAAGGCCCAGAAGAAAGUGCCUGUCCCCGAAGGCCUGGACCUGGAUGCCUGGAUCAACGAGCCGCCCUCUGAGAGCGAGUCUGAGGACGAGAAGCCCAAGGCGGUGUUCACCAGGGAGGAGCCCAGGCACACCCGCCCACGCCACACAGAGGUGGACGAGAAGGAGCUGGCCAAGCGGAGAGAAGUCCGGAAGCAGGAGCAGGCCAACAACCCCUUCUACAUCAAGGCCUCUCCUUCCUCUCAGAAGGUGUACCAGGAAGCCCCUGGCGUGGAGCACAUCCCUGUGGUUCAGAUCGACCUCAGUGUGCCUCUCAAAGUCCCGGGCCUGCCCAUGUCGGACCAGUACGUGAAGCUGGAGGAGGAGCGGCGACAGAAGGACCGGGCGGACAAGAAGAAGAAAGACAAGAAGAAGAGGAGGGAGAAGAAGGGCGGGCGAAGGAGGCCAGACUCUGGGCCCGAGAGCGAGGAGGACAUCACCCCCGCCCAGCAGGUGGACAUCGUUACUGAGGAGAUGCCGGAGGUAAGGGGCGCCCCCACUGUGUGUGUGUGUGUGUGUCCCAGGCCCCUGGCGGACAGCGAGAAGCUUCCGGUCAGGACGCACCGUCCCCCCGAGCUCCUGAAGAGCCCCGCGGCCGACAGGGGUGCGGAGCCCGCCCCGGCCGAACCCAAGAAGAAGAGCGUCAAGGAGAAGAAGAGAGACAAGGACAGGAAGAAGGGCAAGGAGGAGAAGAAGAAGAAGAAACACAAACAGGAAGGAGGGGAGGAGGACCUUCUGGAAGUUCAGGCGGAGGAGCCCGUCCAAUCAGCAGAGACCAAUGAGGUGGCGGUACUUCCUGCCUCCACCCCUGCAGAGGCUUCGGAUCUGGAUUUCUGGCUCUCAAAUGCACCAGUGCCCUCUAACUCCCAGGAGGCAGCAGUAACUGCCGCUGCCUCGGCCCCUGCCUCAGCCCCUGCCUCGGCCCCUGAGGCAGUUUCUGGAGCGACUCCAGACUCUGAGGCAGAUGAACCCAAAGACACUGAACCAGAGGAGACGAAGUCCUCCAAGCACAAGAAGAAGAAGCAGAAGAAGGAGAAGGAGGACAAAGACAAGAAGAAGAAGAAGAAACACCACCACCGUCACCACGGCGACGGCGGCGGCGGAGACGAAUCGGUGCAGAACGGCACCGUGGAAGAGGAAGAGGAGGAGCCACUGCCGCCCAUGUCCAACUACAGCCUGCUGGCCGAGAACUCCUUCAUCAAAGUGGUGUGUGACAUCCAGGGCAACCUACAGGACGGCAGUCAGGUGGUGGUGUCGGUCAUCUUCGAGAACAAGUGCGACAGCUUCCUCAAGUCCAUGGAGUUCAACGUGCUCGACUCCCUCAACUCCAAACUGCAGCGGCCGGAGGGGGCGGGGCCACACGAUGGCCUGACAGUGCCCUUCCAGCUGCCCCCCGGGGUGUCAAACGAGGCGCGCUUCGUGUUCACCAUGCAGAGCAUCGUCAUGCCCCAGAAGCUGAAGGGAACUCUCACCUUCAUCGUCAAGAAUGAAGACUCCUCGACUCAUGAAAAACUGGACUUCAAACUGCACUUUACCUGUACCUCAUACCUGAUCACCACACCCUGCUACAGCGACGCGUAUGCGAAGCUGCUGGAGUCCGGGGACCUGAAGUCGAGCUCUGUCCGCCUGGAGGGCAUCGGCAUGCCUUUCCAUCACCUCCUGGCCCGGAUCUGCUUCCACCACCACUUCUCUGUCGUGGAGCGGAUAGACUCGUGCGCCUCCAUGUACAGCAGGUCCAUCCAGGGGCAUCACGUGUGUCUGCUGGUCAAGACCGCUGACCAGACGGUGUCCAUCGACGCCAAAUGUGACGAGCCGUCGCUGCUUGGGAACGUGCUGGAUGAGAUCAAGCAGACAUUUUCUCAGUGCUGAUUGUGUUUGACAGUUUGCCUGUGUACCCCCCCCCCCCCCCCCCUCGCUUGCUCAACCCCCAUCCCCCGCCACCUCGAUCUGAAAAACCCCACACAGACAUAAUCAUGUUACACUGCGGCUGGCACACCCAGUCUUGCCCUAUUUAUUUGUCUUGAAGGUUCGACCUCUCCUUGUCUUUCCCUGGUCCUCCCCCCCCCCCAGAUCUCCUCCUCCUGCUGUUGUCUUACUGUUGCUUCACGCUCACUUCCUGUCUUCCCUCCUCCUUUUCCUCCUAUCCACUUCUCACCUUGUUUUCCCUUCGACCUCUGAAACGCUGAUGUCAUCCUUGAUGCUUCUCCCUGGGAACCUUCACCUCUCCUCUUGGUCAGUCUGUGAUGAUCAUGUCAUGUAACUCUGACAACUGGACUUUAUUUUUCUUUUCUUUUUCGUUGGUGAUGUUGAAUUGUGUUUUUACUGUUUUCGCGUUGUUUUGAUUCGUUGCCGUUCUGUUAGUUUCUGAUGUCCAUCUGCGCCUUUUACUCCUGUGUGUGUGUGUGUGUGUGUGUACCCUCCUGUGUGUUUAGCCCUGUUAGAGUGUGACCAGUUCCCAGUCAGACCGGCCUUCGGCUGGAAACAUGCUGACUCUAAACUCCUGACUAGCUGCCUGGACGAGGGUGUCAGCUAGCCCCAGGACCAGCCCAGAGAGAGACACUGUGUACAUCUGCUCAAUCUUCAUAUUAGGCUAUUUUUGCGCAUAAGCUUUUCUGUUCGGCCAAUCGUGAGGAACGCACGCCACCUUUUCCUUAGAGUAGUACCCGCUCCCUGUUCCUCCUGUGCUCCAGUAAGAGACCACUCCCUGGAACAUAUCAAUCCUCGGAUGAAUCUGACAAGCCUGAGCUGGUGUUGUUCUGAGAGUAUAUUUAUUCGGGAGAGUCGAGGUUCACUUACUCAGACCAAGUUGCGUAGCAGCCUUACAGACUUGAUUCUCACAUACAGCUCUGGAAGAAAAAAAAUUGAGAGACCACUACACCUUUAUUCUUUUAAUAAAAAAUUUUAAAAAGUUGAGAAAGACAAUUUUGAGUGAGGAACAGAAGGGUAAACUUUGCAAUGGCCUUUUACCCUUCUGUUCCUCACUCAAAAUUGUCCUUCUCAAUUUUUUUUUUAAUGAAAGAAAAGGGGUGCAGUGGUCUUUCAUUUUUUUCCAGAGCUGUAUCAUCACACCUACGAAAAUAGGGAGCCCUAUGCUGUCAGUUCCUUAUUAAAGAUGUCGAUAGGAUGGUGUAGGCCUAGUUGUUUUUCGAAUGGUUUUAUUUGACUCAGUUAUUGUACUGCUUAGUUGCAGUGCUGUGGUGUGUGUCUCACUGCCUUGGGCACUGCCACAAUAUAUCUGAAGUGACUAACAAGAAUAAAGUGGAAUAAAAUAUUGCUGCUUUGUGGGCCUGCCUCUGUCUCUCUUUAUUGAGAAGGCUGGCGAUCGCUUACAGGAGCAGAGUUAGACCCUCUUGCUCACUGUUGCUUAGCUUCUGACCAGGUAGUGUGCAUAUCAAACGGUUAAAGAUCUUUCUGUUGCUAAGGGGUACAGUAGCUAUUGGAAACGGACAAGGUUGUAGGACGUCGUCUUUAUACUUGGCCAGGCCAGUGGGUGCUAGGUUGUGUCUGUUUUCCUCUCAAGCAGUAUUAGUCGAGGUGACUCUAGUUUUCUCCUCCUACUCGUCCUGAGAAAGCAUCCACUCUUGUCACUCGUCCUGAGAAAGCAUCCACUCUUGUCAGUCACGGAAGAGCGUGAAACCAUCCGAACCUCUUGCGCCUGUGCCACUCUGAUUAUCCCACUGUACAUGUCUCUGGUAUACAGAUUUAGAUUCCAGUGUUAUAUCCUUUCAGAACUGCCUUGCCAUUUCCUCGUGCAUUGAGAACAUUGUAAAGAAGAAUUAUCAUUUUAAAUGGAUUCCUUUCAUGACUUGCUCAGAGGGCACUUGCUGUCUCACAAUCUGGUCCAGCACGACUUAAAAGUAGCAAGUUAUAAAUAGUUUUGUUUGUAUCCCAAUUAACCCCUCAUUACGGUUUCUCGAACGUAGAUGAUGAUGGUGUCGUUUGCCUGAGUGGUCAGCUUAGCCUAGAUUGUUUUUCUGUUCUGUAAUAAACUUUAAAUAUGGAUCGAUGUCAGGAAUAUCGACAAAUCCAGAAAAUAUUCUUCCUGUUGCUGAACAUUCUUUGACUGAACAUUCUUUGACUGAUGUGAAUUAAAGAGAAUGGAACCGAAAGAGACGCUUGUAAUCAUAAAUUGUACUAAUUAACAUUUAUUGUGCAAAGUAUUUAAUUAAAAUUUGUAUCUUGCAUGAGUAGGAAUGUAUUCUUUUUUACUUUUCAUUUAUUCCCAGGUCAUACACAGGAUUCCAUAACAUUCCUUUUGAUUGUCUUUACUUUUAUAUUUUUUUAGGAAGUAAAAGUUGACUUCAUUAUUCCACAGGUUCGGUAGGAUUGUAUUUUAUCUGUUUAAGUUCAUACAAUACAACAAUAAUAUCUUUAAAUGAAUGUUCUAAAUUGUUCUACAUUGGGAAUUGAGGUUCUGUUUGGUACCAUAACAACAUGUAUAGGACUCGUUGUGCGAAAGGUCAUGCGAUGCAGUUCAGAGAAGCAACCCACUUUGUCUUAACUCUUUUCUCUGGUGAAUUGUAGUGAUAUCUUGCUGAGUUUGGCUUGUGAAAUUGAAAUUAUCAUUGCUCUUUUUGGAAGUCCCUUUCAAUACCUUCAUUCCCCACUCUCAAGCUGUAAGAUGUAAUAUACAGAUUUGAAGGGGCUACGCGGCAGACGCAAUGAGCUGUUAACGUUCCGUUUACAAAAAGUGAAGUCUACCCAAAUCGAAAUGAAGGCUAAGCUGCUGUAGUCUCCUUGUGUUAAGGUGAAACAAUAAACUCCCACGUUAAGGAUUU